CUAUGACGGCCAGCGCGGAGCUGCGGGGACGCAGGCCCGGAGUCGGGGUCGGAGUGGUGGUGACCAGCUGCAGGCACCCUCGGUGUGUCCUGCUAGGGAAGAGGAAAGGGUCGAUUGGAGCAGGCAGUUUCCAGCUUCCUGGGGGCCAUUUGGAGUUCGGUGAGACCUGGGAAGAAUGUGCUCAGAGGGAGACCUGGGAAGAAGCAGCUCUUCGCCUGAAAAACAUCCGCUUUGCCUCAGUGGUGAAUUCAUUUGUUGAGAAAGAGAAUUACCAUUAUGUCACUAUAUUAAUGAAAGGAGAAGUAGAUGUGACUCAUGACCCAGAACCAAAGAAUGUAGAACCUGAAAAAAAUGAAAGUUGGGAGUGGGUUCUUUGGGAAGAAUUUCCUCCUCUAGACCAGCUUUUCUGGGGACUCCGUUGUUUAAAGGAGCAAGGCUAUGAUCCAUUUAAAGAGGAGCUGAACCAUCUGGAAGGGUACAAAGGAAAUCAUCUCUAG
Molecule: messenger RNA, 497 nt
Organism: Castor canadensis (American beaver)
Lineage: Eukaryota; Metazoa; Chordata; Mammalia; Rodentia; Castoridae
Gene: Nudt15
Product: nudix hydrolase 15
Biological process (GO): dGTP catabolic process
Cellular component (GO): cytosol
Molecular function (GO): 8-oxo-7,8-dihydrodeoxyguanosine triphosphate pyrophosphatase activity
Source: RefSeq, a predicted model, not a curated record